Messenger RNA from Micropterus salmoides (largemouth bass), 5934 nucleotides. RefSeq names its product synaptic vesicle membrane protein VAT-1 homolog-like. The transcript has 9 exons. Lineage: Eukaryota; Metazoa; Chordata; Actinopteri; Centrarchiformes; Centrarchidae. The coding region runs from base 272 to 1513 and encodes 413 amino acids. Gene Ontology annotation, molecular function: oxidoreductase activity; zinc ion binding. The record is from RefSeq and is a predicted model, not a curated record.
CAAGUAAAGGCAAAGAAAGACAGGGGUUCAUUAUAUUCUAGAUCCUUGAAAUGGCAAACUUUACUUGAAUUAAUCAGCAUCUGUGACUUGAAUGGGGGAACAUUGAUUAUGAGGACGUUAAUUCCGCACGAAUGAAUAAAACUGUAACGUUAUCCGGUGGGAUAUCAGGCUCCACUGUGUAAAACCAUCCACGCAGCGCCGGUCUGUGCACAGGCUGCACAUCACAUCACUCUGAACCCCGAAGAGGAGCGCAGAGCAGCAGGUCUCCGACAUGGCUACAGAAGGAGCAGAUAUGACAGAGGAAACCGAGUACAUGAUAGACAAAAAUGUGGGGAAAGAAGCAGAAAAGGUGGAAUCGUCCGGCGACGCCAAAGAAAUGCGUGCGGUGAUCCUGGCAGGUUUUGGAGGUCUCAACAAACUCAGGGUAACCAAGAAGACAAUGCCCGAGCUUCAGGAUGGUGAAGUGAAGAUCCGUGUGAAAGCUUGUGGCUUGAAUUUUCUGGAUCUGAUGGUACGUCAGGGGACAAUUGAUAAUCCUCCCAAACCUCCUGUUGUCCCUGGGUUUGAAUGCUGUGGAAUAGUAGAGUCAGUGAGUGAAAACACAACAGGAUUUGAGAUAGGCGACCGAGUUAUGGCUUUUGUAAAUUACAAUGCCUGGGCAGAAGUUGUUUGCACACCAGUGGAUUUUGUCUACAAGAUGCCAGAUGAAAUGACUUAUGCAGAGGCUGCUGCAUUCUCCCUGAAUUUUGUGGCCGCCUAUAUGAUGCUCUUUGAGGUUGCCAAUCUGCGAGAGGGGAUGUCAGUGUUGGUUCACUCAGCAGGAGGUGGUGUAGGUCAAGCUGUGGCUCAGUUGUGUUCCACUGUACCUAAUGUCACUGUGUUUGGGACCGCAUCAUGUUUCAAACACGCAGCCAUCAGAGAGUCAGUGACUCACCUCUUCGACAGAAACACUGAUUAUAUGCAAGAAGUCAAAAAGAUUUCUCCAGAGGGAGUAGACAUCGUGUUGGACUGCCUGUGUGGGGAAAACACAGGGAAAGGCCUGACUCUGCUGAAGCCUUUGGGAACUUACAUCCUCUAUGGCGCGUCAAACAUGGUAACUGGGGAAACAAAGAGUUUCUUCAGCUUUGCAAAAUCUUGGUGGCAGGUGGAGAAGGUGAACCCUAUUAAACUCUACGAGGAGAACAAAGUUAUAGCAGGAUUUUCGCUGCUCAACCUCCUCUUCAAGCAUGGGAAAUGUAGUCUUGUGAGAUCAGUGAUGGACAAACUCUUGUGUCUCUAUGACCAAAAGAAGAUCAAGCCGGUAGUGGAUUCUCUAUGGGCGCUGGAGGAGGUGAAAGAGGCCAUGCAAAGAAUUCAUGACAGAGGCAACAUAGGAAAACUCAUUCUGGAUGUUGAGAAGACACCCACCCCUCUGAUGGCCAAUGACAGCACAGAGACCAGUGAAGCAGGAGAGGAGGAAGAGGAGGCCGAAGAAGACAACGACAGCAAGGAAAGAAUGCCUUUCAUCCAUUAAACCCAACAAACCCUACUACAACACACCUAGAGACUGGAGACAUUCACCAUAGAGAAACACAAGUGUUGUGCAGUAUGUGCGUAUGUAUGGGGGGUGGGCCAUAUCAAUAUACAUGCACUCCAGUACCUCAAACGUGUACCUGCUUGCCUAACUUCCACUCUACCUAACCUAGUUUGCCUAGUUAGGUGUAGAAUCAGGUGUGGUGUGGAGUGAAGUUACAAUGGUCAGGUGUGCUGCACUAUCAAGCAACGCCUGACACUACACCUAACACUUAGAAAAAGUUCUAGUUACAUGUAGUGGCGCUGUCACAUCUAGUCUGGCAUAUUGGGCUGAGUGAAGCCUAUUCUGGUAUGUGCAAAGUACUCUGUGGACACACCUGACGCGACACCUAACUCUAGUCUCCUUUGAAGGCUGUAUUUAUCCAGAGAGAAAAAAUUAGAUUGAGUUUUUGUUCUGCAGCUAGUGUGUCAUUUUUGCAAGUUUAUGUUGCUUUUAUUGUGCAAUAUGUAGGAGUAAUAUAGCUAAACUAUAAUGGACCACAUGGACCAUGAAGGAUCACUAUUUCAUGCUGCAGACUGGAGUUCAUUUCCUUGUGAGUGAAAUGGUACAUAAAAAAGGAUGAUAGUAGUUUAUUCUAAUGCUGCUGAUGUGCUGCAACAGAUUAAAGUUCAAAUAUAAAUAAUUUCUAUUAAACACUCUCCAACCAAAAUCAGUGUGUUUCAUUAAAUCACCUGAAUUCUCCGACAUUUUACGCAAUAAAAGCAAAAUACUUGCAAUAAUGUCACAUAAAUCUGUUUAGGUGGGUUGACUGGGAAUCCAAAUGCAGACACAGAUUCAGAUGUAAAAGAAAAAUACACAGCAGGUUUAUUUGACAGUUUCAAAAAAAUGUGCAAUGACGAAAUGCAAGCUGGUGAUCUCUGUGAGCAGGCAGGCGGAGUGAGCUGGGAAGGCAGCGGAAAAACAGAGAGAAUACUGAGUGGAGCAGGCUGACUGAAACUCCUCUGUCCAGGAUCAGGACCUGAGGCAAAAGUGAGAAAAACACAAGAGGGAAAAAAAAAACAAUUCUGUAGUACUGCAAGCUUGACACAAAGAAGGGGGAAACAGAAUAAAGACUAGGUACUUAGGGGAUGGCACAGCCAGAACCUGACAAGUUUGCAGAGUGAACAUUAUCAUCUUUCUGGAUUCUUCCUAGGAUUAGUGUAAGAUGUUCAGGGCUGGGGAGUAACGGAUUACAUGUAACAGUGUUACGUAAUCAGGAUACAAACCCGGCUCCGGUUCAGCAACAAGUAAAGCUAUCUGGAAACUCUGUGAAUCAAAGAGUUGAGGCAGAGCAGCCGGGGGACGUCAGAGAGAAAACUAGAAAAAAUAUUUACUCCAUAUUUCUAAUAUUUCUCCAUCAAAUAUGAUGUAGUUUCACCAAAAUCAGUGAAAAAAAGUUGUGUUUCUGUAAAGCAAUCAGUGGGGCCCAGUCCUAGAAACACUGCUUCAGCAGUAUAAUAGUGAGAAAUCUUUUCAUUGGACGCUAAAUUAAGUGCAGAAUGAGUCAUCAACAUUCACUCUUAAAUAUCAUCAAGAAUACCUACAAAACAAUGUUUUUUGUCAUUGAUGGCCCAGAUACUGCCAUAGUGGUGACAUAGUGCAAAGCAUAUCAUAUAAAAACAUUUAAACAUGGAUUUUGGGAACGGGAGAUUUUGUUUUCUCUAAAAGUACGCUAAGCAGACAACGUAUCAAGCUUCUCUUGUCUUCAUUUGUACUGGACUGCAUUUUUAAAGUAAUCCUCCCAACCCUGAAGGUGUUGCCUCAGGUGAGGCGACAUAGUGCUUUGCACCUACUAGCAUCAGCUUCACUCAGUCAAGUUCAAGUUUAUUUAUAAAGCACAUUUAAAAACAACACUAGUUGACCAAAGUGCUUUCCACAAUAGACAAUAAAUAUACAUGACAACAACAGUAGAAAAAGUAAAUAAAAAAAUAAAUGUAACUACUCAACUCUGUUUGAAGGCCGACGAAUAAAUAUAUGUCUUUAGCAAGGAUUUGAAAGUGUCAGGAGUCGGGGCAUUUUUUAUUUCAACAGGUAAAGUGUUCUAAAGAUUAGGAGCAAUCUUGCACUCAUACACCACACUAGAUGUGACAGUGCCACACGUGUCUUUACAUGUAACAAAAAAUGUUCUAAGUGUAAUGUGUAAUGUCAGAAGUUGCUGGAUAGUGCACUUCACCUGACCAUUGUGGCUUUACUCAACACCGCACCUGCUUCUACACGUGACUAAGUUCAUUUUGGCAUGUCAGGUGUAGUGUUGGUGUGGCGUCUGUGUGUGUGCUUACGCCAUAAAGUGUAGCGUAGGUGUGGCACAGGCGAUCAUGGUAAUGUGUUAAAGUUACACCUAAAUGAAACACACAUCCCCUACGCCACAUGUAUAUGAUGCCUGUGUAAGCAUUGUAAGUGGAAAUUGGAAAAUAGAAAAUGUAGGUGUAAUGUCAAAGGUUUGUUAGAUUGCAGAGGUCUUGUCAGGCACUAGUGAGGCGUUUGAGAUACUGGACACAUGUAAAUUGGUAUUUUCCACCCCCUAUACAUAUGUAUGCAUGUGCUAUAUGCAUGAAUGUAUGUAUCUAUGUACAGAAUAUGUUUGUGCCUCUUGUCUGUUACCUAUUGUUUGUCAGUUGAUUAGUCAAGUAACUUUUUUGGGUAAAUGAAGACUCACAUGUUUAUCACCCAGACAACAAGUGCAAGUGCCAUUCUUAGAAUAGUAUUAAUAUAUUCUUUAAUGUAUUAUGAAGUGAUGUUAUGCUAGCCAAUGAUGUAAAUAGGUUUGUGUCCAUUUUACAGGCAAUUGCAUCUGCCAACAGUUUAUUGAAUCAGCCACAAAGUGAAAUUAGCAUUUAAACCUGCUGACUUGCUAUUAUCACUUUAAGAUUUGCACCCGUAAAAACAGAUUUAGUAAAGCACAUAAGUGUCAUACCAUGUCUGUCCUCAGUGAUGACAGCAAAAUGAGAGCAAACGAUUUACACAAGUUUUAGAAAAUGACCCAUAACGUUUUGAUGCCUCUGACGAAGGGAGUCUCAUGUUACAAUAGUAAUGCGUAAGCCAGUAGAGGUAGGCAAGUCUGUGUUUGCGUGAUAUUUUAUUCUUAGGUGCCAACCGUGUAGUAUUAUGGGAUCAACAGUGCCUUUGAGCUACAAACGAGUGUUUGAUACUCGAAAUGCUUUCCUCGUGUGAAGUUCGCAUUGGACAAACCAAGAAAAAAGGUAUUUUAACUGGAAUAUGAAAACAGAUGUGUAGACUAUUCAAGAUUCUUCUUUGCCUGAUCAUACAAUUUGUAGUAGGUUGAAUCUACGGUGCCACCAGAGCACUUUUUAUGUAGUGAGGUUUGGAUUGAGGAUAUGUUUUCCUUCUAAACUGUAUAUUCAGAACUUUUCUUAAGUGUUAGAUAUAUUGUCAGGUUGCAAAAAUUGGACCGUUUUGUAAACACUGGGGUAAAACAGAAUUUAUAUGUAAAUACAAGAGAACAUGAGAAAAAUCAGUUCUUAGGGAGGACGAUGAAGCGUUCAGUCAGCCUGCAGUCCAAGGUUUGAGGAGUCUCUGCUUUGCCUUGUCUGACCAAAGUUGUUUACUUGCUGGUGCCUCACAACAAAAGUGCCAACAUAAAUUAUUUUUACAAUGAGUUGUAUAAAGGCAGGGUGAUUUAGGUUUGAGCAACACUGUGUAUUAUUUUAUGUAAGUAUGACGCCCUCUGCUGAACUCCACAUGUGCGAGUUGUUGAUGAAAUGCAGGAGAAGAACAACUGACUCACCCACAACAAAUCUGAUCUGUUUUAUUUUUAUUUUAUCAAAGUAAAAACAAACUGCGUUGUAUUUCCUUCACACUAUUUCUCCGGCCUUGCUUGUUCACUGUGUUUUAUAUCGUCUAGCCAUCUGAAUUAUUUAUUACCUUAAUUGAAUUAUUAAAAUGAAACCACAGUAUACGUCAAAAACUGUUUUCUCACCUGAAAACAAUAAGAGAAGUCAAUGUUUCAUAAUAAUGCCAUUUUAAGAAGGAAAAAAAUGUAUCAACAGCAAAACUAACAGGAGUAAACACUGCAUGCCUUGAAGCUGAAUGAUAAACAGUGGAGAGACAGAGUUAAUGGCUUUACUAAAGUGAAUCGAUUUAGAGAUUGAUUUCCAUCCAUCCAUCUUCAACCGCUUGAUUUGUAGACUUGAAAAUAAGGACAGUGAUGUGUAGUGUCAGUUUAGAUGCCUUUAAUGUCACAUUUGUUGUGUUAGAGAGAGCAUGUUUUUCAGUGUGUUUUCAUAUUGUACAAAAAAAGAAAAACAAAGAAGUGUUUAGCAUUGUAGUGUGUUCACAAAAUUCCUUUUAAACUAUGGGUUACCUGUGGUGUACUUUCUUUGAGUACAGCUCUGUUUACUUGAAUAAUAAAUAUCUGCAAAGUA